AGGUACCAGAUGUUCAGAUCUUGGAGGGACAUUCAAGGUAAGGAGGGUUGAAACCUGACCACCACUGAGCAACUGAAGCAUCCAAACUGGGCUGAGAAACACCCAAAGAGACUCUUCAAAGGUUUUAUGGAUAAAAUGAGUCUGGUCUUGAUGGACCAGGUGACGAUCCCGUUGGAUAAAUGAUGGUUUAGCUGCUGAUCAUCAUGUUCUCUCUGGGUCCUGGCAGGGCAGCAAUGGAGCCUGAGACGAAGCGGUGGAAAGGGUCAAAGUGCGACGUGAAGGGGUCAAAGUGCGACGUGAAGGGGUCAAAGUGCGACGUGAAGGGGUCAAAGUGCGAUGACUAUUCCUGGGUGGCCUUCCCCGUCCUGUCAGACGAGCAGUCAGCAGACGUGGAGCUGGUGGAGGCCUACGCCGCGCCCAUCGUCGACAGGAAGGCGACGUCUCGGCUCGUCAGGGAGCUGAACGGCGUCUACCCGCUGCCCGGCCUGCAGCACGUGAAGCGGGUCCGGGCCUGCCGGGCCGAGGACAGUCCCCACCCUCUGGAGGUCCUGCUGUGUCUGCUGAGAGACGCGCCGAACCCGACGGACGCCAGCGUCCCGUCUCUGCUGCCCGCAGGCAGCUGGGAGGGGCUGGGCGAGCCGUUUGUGGUGAAGGUCCCAGCGCGACCCCCGCUGACCCGGCCGCAGUUCGAGCUGGCGAGCCGCCGCUGGCCCACGACUUUCCAUGAAGACAAGCAGGUGACGGUGGCGCUGCGAGGGGAACUGUUCGGCCCCCAACAGAGAGCCCUGAUGCACACCUUCAUGGCGUCCGCCGUGGCCGCCGCCAGAGCUGCGGCGCAGCUGGGGAUGGAGGCUGUGGGGGCGGCGGUGGUCGACCCCGAGACGCAGCGGGUCGUCGCCGUCGGUCACGACCGGCGAGGCGAGCACCCGCUGCAGCACGCAGUCAUGGUCUGCAUCGACCUGGUGGCGCGGAGCCAGGGAGGCGGCUGCUACCGCCAUGACAGGUACGACGCCUGCCGCUUCGCCCCUAUAGACCCCCAGCCAGAGAAGGGCGCUGUGCCGUACAUCUGCAGUGGAUACGACCUGUACGUCACCAGGGAGCCCUGCGUCAUGUGCGCCAUGGCGCUGGUGCACUCGCGCAUCGGCCGGGUUUUCUACGGCGCCGCCGCCGCUGAUGGAGCUCUGGGGACGAGAUUCAAGAUCCACACGCAGAAAGACCUGAACCACCGCUUCCAGGUGUACAGGGGGGUCAUGAGGACGCAGUGUGAGGAUCUGACCAGCAGGGGGGGCAAAACACCUGAACCACCGCUACUUGGUUAGCAUACCGAGGACGCAGUCAGGACCUGACCACCAGGGGGCGUGUCUGACUGACCACUGCAUGCGGACGUUUCAAUGCUGAAACUAGAGGAAGGUAUUUUAUUUUCCAACAAAAUGUUUUUUUUUAUUUUGAAUAAAGUUUUAAUCU
Messenger RNA from Gambusia affinis (western mosquitofish), 1464 nucleotides. It is a transcript of the gene adat3, whose product is annotated as adenosine deaminase tRNA specific 3. Bases 204 to 1319 code for a protein of 371 amino acids. The transcript has a single exon. The record is from RefSeq and is a predicted model, not a curated record. NCBI's taxonomy places the organism in Eukaryota, Metazoa, Chordata, Actinopteri, Cyprinodontiformes, Poeciliidae. Gene Ontology annotation, cellular component: nucleus; cytoplasm. Gene Ontology annotation, molecular function: tRNA-specific adenosine-34 deaminase activity.